AUGCUUGAACACAUAGGGACGACUGUUGUUCCUGCUCUUGUACUCCAAAACAGAUCUGAGAGACCCCCCAAAAUGUUUGCCCCUAUAUCGGACUUGGACUCGGAGGACGAUGAGGAUAGCAGCCAAACAAACCAAAGACCAGGAGAUUUGAGUCUGCAGUUGAACAGAAAUGACAUGGAAACAGCUACUGCUGCUGUAUCAGAUCCGGCGACAUAUGAAGCCGGUUCUGAGGAGGAAGACGAUGGAACGUUGGUCGAUUCAACAAGGAUAGGCUCGGUAGCAGAGCCGAUGCGCUUUGUGGUGCCUGUGAUGCUCUGUCACAACGGGUCAUACAGUUCUGAGACCACAGAGGAGGAUCCUGAUACUCAUACAUACCUCUCCUUCGACCCCCACCCAGCUGAGCCUUCUGGCCCAGCUGAGCCUUCUGGCCCUGCUGCCCCUGCUGCCCCUGGCCCUGCCCCCCGCUCCCCUAUGUCACCAGGAUCCCCUUCUUUACUUGAUCCCUGUUUUGGACCAAGCUCCCUUAUUGUAGCAGAUUCCCCCGUCGUACCGGGUUCCCCCGUCGUACCGGAUUCCCCCGUCGUACCGGGUUCCCCCGUCGUACCGGAUUCCCCCGUCGUAACGGGUUCCCCCGUCGUACCGGAUUCCCCCGUCGUACCGGGUUCUCCCGUCGUACCGGGUUCCCCCGUCGUACUGGGUUCCCCCGUCGUAUCGGGUUCCCCCGUCGUACCGGAUUCCCCCGUUGUACCGGAUUCCCCCGUCGUAUCGGGUUCCCCCGUCGUAUCGGGUUCCCCCGUCAUAUCGGGUUCCCCCGUCGUACCAGGUUCCCCCCAUAUACUAUGUUCCAUAAGUUCAAGAGAUGAAGCAGGUUUUCCUCGAAGCGGCCAUGCAACAGAAGCAUUGUCGUCUCCCCACCCCGCUACCCUCCCCUCCAGACCAGCUCCCAGGGGCCAGAUUCCUCCUCUUAGAAUACGGAUCACCUCUGCCCCAGGGCCCUCCUCCGCCCCAGGGCCCUCCUCCGUCCCAGGGCUCACCUCCGCCCCAGGGCUCACCUCCGCCCCAGGGCCCUCUUCCGUCCCAGGGCCCUCCUCCGUCCCAGGGCCCUCCUCCGUCCCAGGGCUCACCUCCGCCCCAGGGCCCUCCUCCCCCCCAGGGACCUCCUCCCCCCCAGGGCCCCCCAUCCCCCCAGGGCCCUCCUCCGCCCCAGGGCCUAGCCUUGACGCUGUGCUUUUCUGGAGGAACUGCAACGAGGCUGAGUACACGCAUACCAUCUUCUCACACCUGAAUGCCCAAAUGGAGAGCAUGGCCUCCAGGAUCCAGUCCGAGCAGGCCAGUGCGGAGGAGUGUGAGGUUGCACUGCAAGUGAUGAGGGUCUCUGGACAGCUCCCACAUUUACUGGAGGCCAAGGAAGCAGAAUUACAGGCGAAAAUAUUUCAACUGCAAAGAAAAGCCAACGCCAUGGGGAGAGCCAGCUCAGCUCUGAGGAAAUAGAACCUUUUCCUUUGAACUUUUACUCUGACCCUUUUCAUUCUCUUACCAUGGAUUUUACACACUUGCUGCACUUAUUUUAUGCAAAGUAAAAAAUGGGUUAUGUUAUGUGACAUAAGUAAGUUAUUGUUAUGCAAGUUCUUUGUCCCAUGUUGUAACUUGGAUCUCUUCCUAAAGGGAGUAGCCAAACGAUACUGUUAUCUUAAAAUCCACUCCCCUGAUUUUGACACUUUCAAGGAGGAGUGUUACGCGCACGUUCACAAUUUGGAUUGGAUUGGAUUGGAUUCACUUUAAUUUAAGGCUUUUACUGAACCAAAAAAUAAAUGAAAAAAUUAUAUUUUGUUAAUGGCCAAAAGGUGGCACUGUUCUGUUCCUUUAGGUAUCUUAAAUCUUCUUUUAGGUUCGACAUUAAUGUUGUGCGCUAGAGGAACGGUAAUAAACGUUUCACUUUUUUUACAAAAAUUUAUUAUUUCUUGUGUUCUCAAUGUACACAAAUUAUGUAUGGUAGAGAUAUUAAAAUUGAUCUGAUACUAUA
Messenger RNA from Gadus macrocephalus (Pacific cod), 2023 nucleotides. RefSeq lists its product as uncharacterized. Lineage: Eukaryota; Metazoa; Chordata; Actinopteri; Gadiformes; Gadidae. The record is from RefSeq and is a predicted model, not a curated record. The transcript has 8 exons. The coding region runs from base 1 to 1491 and encodes 496 amino acids.